UGUGGAGGGAGGUGUUAAACAGGAAAAGUUAAGCGGUCCAAGUGAAGAGAAAUUUACUGAAUUUACUGAAAAAUUUAAUUUGGGAGGAAAUUUGAAGGGAGUAGAAGGAAAAUUAAUGAAAGAGGAAGAAAUGAUUAAUAAAAAUGAGGAGGAAGAGUUGAAGAAGAAGCAGAACCAUUUGAGGAAGGAACAGGAAGGAAAGGGUGUAGAGAAGGAAGAAAAGAUUGGAGAGAAGGGAGAAAAGAGUGGAGAGAAGGGAGAAAACUCGGGAGAGACGGGAUUCGAGGAAAAUUACAAAAAUUAUAUAACCAAAGAAGUAAAAAAAUUGAAUAAAAAAUUUUUUGGUUCUGAAACUAUUACCUCCACCAAAACUGAAGAAAAUGUUUCAUUCGUAACAGAUUUAAUGAUGGAUAUCCCUCAAGGUCCAGAACGCGAAAAUUUUAAAACAACAGCUGCAGAAUUAGCUUUUGUUUUAAAUCUUUCUGAUAAAAAUACUCCAGAAAAGCUUUGGUCACUUGUUGGAGUUGAGAAAGGAAAUGUAAGUUAA
Molecule: messenger RNA, 547 nt
Organism: Meloidogyne enterolobii
Lineage: Eukaryota; Metazoa; Nematoda; Chromadorea; Rhabditida; Meloidogynidae
Source: the annotation of a GenBank genome assembly